UAUUCUCGCCCAAUAAGAACCCUUGCUAUGUUUUUGAGGGCGAGAGCACCUGGACAGUCGAAAUUUUCUGUAUGAUGGACGAUGUGACAAUACCAAUACAUUCCCGGUAUGGCGCUUCGCCCAGGGUAUUGAAACAGACUUCGAGACGCUGUAUUACGAUUACACGCCCCUUCUCAUCAAAGUUUUCAAGUUCUUUUCAUUGGCCUUUUUCUCGUCCAAAAUUUCGCCUGGCUUCCUUUGUAGGCUUGCAUACCAAAAAAAAAGUCUUGUUCGUUGAGGACCAAAUAUUCGGGGAAAUAUUGAUUCAAUACUGUGGUUGCGGCACAGGGCACAGAGGGACUCUUGAUAUCCUUGAAAUAAUCUGGAAGAUGGAGAGUGCUUGUUGGCUUGAGAUGAAAAGCACAACAUCUUAACAAUUUCCAUCUGCCUGGGCAAUAAUAAAAAGAAUAAUAAUAAAAGUACGGAGUUACGGAGUGCGGAGCAGUUAGGGGAAAAAACAAAGCAACUUGCACCCCCAUCAAACACAACCACCAAACGUUGCUCUGUAUCGAAAACAGAGACCGCUUGGCCUGGACUCAAGACCAAUUCAGACACAAAAAAAAAAAAAAAAGGUGGAAAUUUUCUUUUUCCAUUCGAUGUGCCAGAAGUUAGAACCUGAAAGCCUCCUCCAGUGCAGUGCAGUGCUCAAUCUAAAUAAAUACGUAGACCCGCUCCCAAA
This is a messenger RNA of Blastomyces dermatitidis ER-3, 718 nucleotides long. RefSeq lists its product as uncharacterized. The record is from RefSeq and is a predicted model, not a curated record. The transcript has a single exon. NCBI's taxonomy places the organism in Eukaryota, Fungi, Ascomycota, Eurotiomycetes, Onygenales, Ajellomycetaceae. The coding region runs from base 72 to 413 and encodes 113 amino acids.